Gloeophyllum trabeum ATCC 11539 is the source of this 929-nucleotide messenger RNA. RefSeq names its product chromatin associated protein KTI12. The record is from RefSeq and is a predicted model, not a curated record. Lineage: Eukaryota; Fungi; Basidiomycota; Agaricomycetes; Gloeophyllales; Gloeophyllaceae. The coding region runs from base 18 to 917 and encodes 299 amino acids. The transcript is spliced from 5 exons.
GUGAAAUUCAUGCAUGAAUGGCUUUGAUCACGAUUUCAGGAUAUCCGUGCUCUGGGAAGUCUCGCCGAGCUGCUCAACUGAAGACGCACUUCGAAAAGCUGCUGGAAGAUGCAUCGUACACAGGCCCGAAGCUGAAAGUCACUGUCCUAUCUGAUGAUAGCCUGAACAUCGACCGCAGCGCAUAUGACAGCAGUCGCUCAGAAAAGCCAGCUCGAGGGGCGCUAUUCACCGCCAUGCAGCGGGAGAUGGGUCAGGACACGAUCCUCAUCGUCGAUUCAUUAAAUAACAUCAAGGGAUUCCGGUACCAAAUGUACUGCGCCGGGCGGGAGCUGAAGCUCAGGAUGUGUACUGUGUAUGUCGUCGCGCCGCCUGAGACGUGCAAGAAUUGGAACGAGGAGCGACAGGAUGGAAGGAAAUACGCACCCGAGACGCUCGAUAACCUCAUUAUGCGCUACGAAGAGCCAUCGUCGAUGGUCCGCUGGGACUCGCCACUCUUCACUGUAACUUGGGAGGACGAGGACGUGCCCGCCAGCGAGAUCUGGAAAGCCGUUACGGAGGGGAUCGUGAAGCCGCCGAAUGUAGGGACGCAGUCGGUCCCCAAAGCACCAACAGAUGCCUUGCACGUCCUCGAGAGCGUCACAACGCAGAUGGUCUCCGCGAUCAUGAGCGCCCAAUCGAUGAACCCGUCCGUCGGCGGCCCAGUCACCUUAACCCUCUCGCCCAUUCUCAAGCCUCGCCUCGUCCUGCCCGCACGGAACGUGACGCUCUCAGAGCUUCAGCGCCUGAAGCGCCAGUUCGUUACGGUGCAUAAGAAGGCGAUGGUCAUCGGGACGACGGAGAAGGGGCAGGUCGAGUUUGGAGAGGAGGGGGUAGCGGACAAAUUUGUACAGUAUUUAGAAGAGAAUUUCAGACCUUGAAGUGCGCGCUCA